Symsagittifera roscoffensis is the source of this 5095-nucleotide messenger RNA. RefSeq names its product SH3 and multiple ankyrin repeat domains protein 2-like. Lineage: Eukaryota; Metazoa; Xenacoelomorpha; Acoela; Convolutidae. Bases 162 to 5042 code for a protein of 1626 amino acids. Gene Ontology annotation, cellular component: postsynaptic membrane; dendritic spine; postsynaptic density. The record is from RefSeq and is a predicted model, not a curated record. Gene Ontology annotation, molecular function: ionotropic glutamate receptor binding; synaptic receptor adaptor activity. The transcript is spliced from 15 exons.
UCACAAAAAUUUUCUUUGAUUAUUUUGUUGGCAUCAAUUUAAAAAAUUUACGUCGCAGUUGAUAACGCGAGAAUUGUUUUUAUGGUAUUUUGAUCUGAACAGUAUUGAAUCGACUUACUCAUAAAUUUUGUGCUGCAGCUUUUUCUACUGAAAAGUGACAAAUGUCUGUCAGCGACAAAUCCUUCUGGAAGGUUCUGAGAAAGCGCCACGAAUGUAUGGAGGCUGUGAUGAAGAACUCCUGCUCCAAACUGAAGAAGCUGUCAGAAGCAGGUCUGGACUUCAACUUCCAGGAUCCAGUGACUGGAGAAACACCCCUGACAUGUACUAUUGGACGUGCAGACUUUUCCCUUGCAACAGUGUAUCUUCUUCUCAAUUGCAGAGCUUCUCUUCUGCUGUCCAAUCAGAUGGGCCUCACACCUCUCCAGACAGCCAUCAUAACUCCCAACUUAGAUGCCAUUGAGGUGUUGAUUGACUUCGGCUGUGACUUGAAUCGGAAGUUGCCCCAGAGUGGCCUGAGUGUCCUCAUCUGGGCCAUGAGGAACGAGGCCCAAGUGGGGGCCAUACAGACUCUAUUGUCCAAUGGGGCCAUAGUGGACAUGUGUGACCCGCAGGGCUCAUACCCAAUAUUCAUUGCAGCAGAAACCGGACGACCCCUUCUAGUUGAACUGUUACUCUACUUCGGGGCCAACAUCAACUCCCAAAAUGAACAAACCGGCAACACCCCCCUGCACUUUGCAGCCUCACAGGGGGACUCGAGGAUGGUGAGAUUGUUGUUGUUGAGGGGGGCGGAUAAGUCAGUUGUGAACAGACACGAACUGACGGCGGAGGAGAUUGCUGAGAGAACUGGAUUUGUGGAGACUGUCAAACUCAUUUCGGAACACAGUCCGGACUCCAUUUGUUCAAUUCAAGCCGCAACAGUCGUUUCAGCAGAACAACAAAAGCAAAAUCCACUAGGCUGGGGUUCGAACCGCCUGUCAUCUGCAGUGUCAACUGAGAGUCUCAACAUCACUCGACGACCAUCCUCAACAUCCUCUUUGUCCAGACAUUCGGGUUCAUCUGUAUCGUUGGCUCAGUUGAAAUUUGGUUCCAAAGGAGGAUCAGUGAAAAACAAAAUUCGGAAAAUUACAGACAGUCUGCGUGGGGUUCCGAGUGAGUUGAAGCAGGAGGGGGAGGAGGGGCGGGUGCGACUGUUCCAGGAACUACCGGGCACCUACUACAGAGUCCACAAGUCAUACCACCCCUCUCUCGCAUCCAACCUGCAGACAGAUCUCCCUCUGGAAAAGGGAACACUAGUCGAAGUUCUGUACGUCGGCGACCAUGGCAUGUUGGAGGGCAGAGUGAGAGACAAGAUCGGCUGGUUCCCCUCCUCACACGUCGAGAUGCCAGACUCGAAAGGUACAAUUAAGGGCGGCUCCUACAGGAGUGGGGGUCUGUUUGGGCGGAACAAGGGGGCGAGGAGGGAGGGGUUCCCGCGGGAGGUGAAGCUGAAGAAGCAAACGAAACGGGGCUACGGAUUCGUCAUCAGAGGCGCCAUGGCCAAUGUGCCCAACUUUAUCCCCACCCCUGAGUUCCCCGCCCUGCAGUACUUCGACAGUGUGGACAAGGGGGGUGCGGCGGAGAAGGCGGGGCUCAGACCAGGAGACUUCAUCCUCGAGUUCAACGGAGAGGACGUGAGGGGCAUUACCCACAGUCACCUAGUGGAGAGGAUCAAACAGUCGAAUGAGGGUUUCACCAUCAAAGUCAUGACUCCUUUCCGCAACUCUAGUGCCAUGCUCAACCCCAAUGCUUCCCUAUCCUCCAAACGACUACUCAUAGGAGCUCCUCAACCUCCUCAGAGGAACCCAAACACCUCAUUGUCUUUGAACAGAAUCAAGAGUCCUUCUCUGGAUCAACUUCCUCCACACAGAGAAGCGAGUGAUGAAGACGCUACACCUGUAAACACAGCUGGGCGCCAGAAGCAAGCAAACAAUCCUCCUUCUAGUUUACAAAACCUCUUUCAAGUGAGCAGUUCUCCAAAUAGCUCAACAAGAACAACAAACAUCAGUCAAUCGGGAACCCAAGAUUCUCUUAGACCAAAGCUUUUUCAAAGCGCAAGAGACUCGCCUAGAAAUGCCAAAAAACUUCCGUCCAGUCAAAUGUACUCCCAUAGCGCCCUUGACAUCCGGGAGGUUUCUGAGUCAACUGAAUCUGUGAAUACGAAUUCCGAAAACUCGAGUGAACGAACGAAGUUUUCAACUAAUGAAUCAACAACAGCAUUAAGCAGUUCUUCGGCGUCUACUUUAAGUUUGGCGGUACCUUCUUCCAGAAAUUCCUGUUUAAUUGAAGACGACGAGGAGUUGCAAAUCGCAGCGAAUGGUUCUCAGACUGUUUACGCCAAUAUUUCGUACCAUAACCAAAAUAACCACAAACCAGUCAUUAAGUCCAAGUCAAAAGAUAGCUCAAACAAUGCUGCAAAUCCAGCUAUCAACUCUUCCUUAAAAUCCACUUUCUAUAAUUUAUCCAAAAGUAAAAAACCAGCACCCCCACCCCCACCCAAGAGGAAACCACAAGAGAAAGGAUAUUUGGAUAACAACUUAGAUUCCAGUACCGAAUUUUCAACAACAGACCUCAAUACAAAUCUUCGCAUGUCAGAAAUUGCCCUGAACCAACACAGUGAAAACAGCAUUAGCACGUCUGCAAUUCCAGUGAUUGCCAACGGCAGCAGUAGCUUUAAGCCUAAAAAAUCAACCCAAUUGCAACUUUUGAAUACUAACAAAGAAAUUAGUUUAGAAACAGAAAACUCUUCGCAGCUUUCGCAAAAUGUUCAGACUCAAGAAAUCUCAGUUACCAUAGCUAGUAGUUCGUCGACCCAAAUGUCAUCAGAACCCGAACAACCUUCACCUUCCGAGGGAUUCAAGUUACCUUCACCUGAUUAUUCGGAUUCCGAGAACGAGUCCGGCGCUGAUGAUAACACGAGUACGACUUCUACGAUACCCGAGAUCAGCGAAUCAGUUUACAAUAACACUGAUAAUAACCCACACCAAUUUGGUUCGGGUUUGAAAAACCGUGAGUCCGAGCUCCAGAUGAUGCAAGAUGCGCGGAACCAGCCACUCGCACAACUCGAAGACGACGACGACGAAGAUUCAGAUUCCGAGUUUAACGAAGAUAAACAUGUUCGGCUUACUAAAUAUUCCCAGAAAGUCGAAAAACUUAAUUUGCCGAGCGGAGAUUCGGAUGAAGACUCCUAUACGAAACAUACUUAUCGAGUUUCAACUGUCCCAGAAUCGGCGAAAUCAAAAUCCGGAUCCGUAUCAAACGUCGAGGACUUUGCUUUGUGUUCGCCUUCUAGUGUAAUUGUAACCGAGACCCAAACUAUUCAAUAUAAACAACCCGAACAACCAGUUUCCUUAUUUCAAGGAGACUUAUUGGCGGCAAUCAAUAAACGAAAGUCUCAGGUAGUCGACAACGAUAAUGUCGAAAACCCGGCAACUUCAAUUGACAAAAGAGUCCAAAAGCAGUCGGAAGAAAAUUCUGUUCAAUAUAAGCCUGGCGCCAGUACUGUUAAUUUAAGAUUACAUCGGGAACCAGUAUAUGGUGAUAGCUUUAAAACUACUUCUCAAAUAGAGAGGGAAAACUCGGAAACAUUUGCGUAUACGCCCGCAGCUCCUCAGGACUCUUCGACAUCAUCAAGCGCUGAUGCAGAAACUUCUCAGACAAGGAUAAGUUCGGGAUCUCUGGAUUAUUGCAGGCAGAAUGACGUCGAUGACGAUGCCGACGUUGAUGCAUUAAUCAGUCAGUUUUAUGUCCCUCCGCCACCUGAGAAACUUCUAGAAGAUUCUCAAGGGCCAUCGCUGGCGAACUCGACAAACCAAAAUUCACUACACGACCAAGGAUAUGAGUCGGCCAGUGCCUCGCCCGACUCAACGAGAUCCGAAAGACAGCCUCCGGUUUCAACAUUCUUAAAACAACGUCACAACCACCACCUCAUGAACAUCACUUCAGUCAACACAACAACAACAUCAACAAACUCUUCUCACCUCGCAAUAGUGCCUCCUAAAACCAGUUACAUAAAUACAAACAGUAUAAGUGGACAAGGAGACAGGCCUCUAUCUGCAAGUCGCACAGGUUUGAAUGAAAUACUCAGCGAAUACGAAAACCGAAGUAAAUCCACGACUCCAACGAAUACUCCGACGCUACCAAAUGGCAGUAUGAGCUCGGAAGUAUCGACCAAGAGCGUCGUAGAGACUGGUCGCAGUCCGACAGCGAAAGAGGUUUUGAGCCGGUCCAAUUAUCCUAAGUCGGAUCGACUGUUGCAGCUGAUCAAUCAGUCGGUCACGCCCAGCAAACCAUCGUAUUUGAACACCUUCGGACAACAGAACAAUGUCGGCGCACUUCCCCCAAAACCACUGUUGCAACCCAAAGCAGGACCAACGCCUCCUUCCUCAGCCCCGAUCCCAACCGAUACAUCCGACUUAAGGAACCCUUCUCAGAAUGCCCAAAAACCUCUUUCGUCUGAAUCUGACUUUAACAUUUCAUCGCCGAAUACCGCCGUCACCAGUAGCAGUUUAGGCGUAGCGUCUCACACAUACCCGAGAUUUGACAUUACUAGUAGAGAAAAACCGGACCAACCGUUAGUAUCUACUCCGAGAUUCAACUUGAACUACAGCGGGACUUCUGGUCGACCAUUCAGCUACUCAUCAGUGCAAACAAAUUCAGCCAAUCCGAUUUCAGCUCCAAAUUUGACCAAUCACAUUUCAUCUCCGAAACCAGUUGUAGCAGCUAAGCCUAAUGUUUCGACCAAUAAGAAUGCGAAUUUAACAAACGGUGCCAGCGGUAAUGUAGCAUCGAUGGCAAUUGACAUGCAGCCAGUCGAACAGUGGAGCGUAGAAACAGUUUGCGAGUGGUUGAGAUCAAUUAAGAUGUCUGAUUAUGAAGACAAAUUCAAAUCAAACGAUAUUGUAGGCAGUCAUUUGAAAAUGCUUUCGAAAGAAGAUUUGGCCGAGUUGGGAGUAACAAGUUUAGGCCACAGACUAACAAUUGAAAAGGCUAUAAAGCAACUGUAAAAUAUAAGUACUCGUCUUUUUUCGAUUAAAAACCGCGUCUUUUAUUUUUUAAU